Molecule: messenger RNA, 2660 nt
Organism: Williopsis jadinii
Lineage: Eukaryota; Fungi; Ascomycota; Saccharomycetes; Phaffomycetales; Wickerhamomycetaceae
Exons: 1
Coding region: 127-2166 (679 amino acids)
Biological process (GO): regulation of DNA-templated transcription
Molecular function (GO): sequence-specific DNA binding; DNA-binding transcription factor activity
Source: RefSeq, a predicted model, not a curated record
CACGCAGUAAGAGUAGCAUUUCUGUAUACUAAAUCGUCAAAAGGGGUUUUUUGUUACUUGGCCUUUUCCAUCAGUCCUCUCAGGAAGUGCUUGGGCUUUUCAACAUCGAUACACUUUGCCUAUUGUAUGACAUCAUCUGCUGAAUUAGGUGUUGGAAUACCACACCAUGACAAACUUCUUGCCAGCACUGCCACUGAUAACGCUCAUAUGAAAGCUCAAGCCGACGUUGAGGAGAGCGGUGGACGCUCCGUCUCCACCGAGCUACCGCAACACCACAACCGGUCAUCAUCAAUAGGGGAAGCAGUAUCGGGCACAGUAUCGCAAGGUACUAAUGUCUCGCAGAAACCAUCGCAGACUGGUCAGGCUGAAAAGCAUUCCAGCAAAGAACAAGUCAAGGCACGUAAGGACUCGUCCUCAUCGUCGACCUCAAUACUUCCACCAACGACGAAGGGCUUGCACACUGUCUUCAUACACAAACUGUACAACAUGCUUGAAGAUGACGACCUGAAGCACCUUAUAUGGUGGUCAGGAUCGAACGAAUCGUUCAUAAUUGUGCCCAGCGAGGAGUUCAGCAAGGCCUUGUCACAGUAUUUCAAGCACACCAACGUCGCAUCUUUUGUACGUCAGUUGAAUAUGUAUGGGUUCCAUAAAGUUGGCGAUGGGAACUCUGGGAACAACAAUGAUCAGAAUAUCAACCCCGACAUCACAACGUGGGAGUUCAAACACAGCUCAGGAUGCUUUAGAAAAGGAGAUAUUGAUGGAUUGAAAAGCAUCAAGAGACGCUCGUCUAAGAACCCGUCUACAAAGGGAUAUCAACAGACCUCACAGGCCUUGGAAGCCGGGACAGGCUCAGAUUCAGAGAUUACGUCUUCUGAACGCUCAAACUCCGCUGUGGAGUUACAGGACUCCUAUGUGGAUCCAAUGCUCAACGUGAGACUGGCAGAGUUGGGCCAUAACUUGGCUGCCUUGAGACACGAACACGCCAGGUUACAACUGAGGUACAACACAACAAUGGAGGACUUGAAAACUUCGAAUAUGGAUCUCGUUAACCUGUUGGACUUGACACAGAGACUGGUGACUGUGCAAAUGAAUCAUCCUAGCCAUAAUGGAGCUUCUCUCAAGCAGGAAGAGAGCGAAUCACCAAGAAAAGGAAGGCUAAGCAAUGACCUUGAAGGUAUUCAGAAUGGCCUUUCACAGUUAAGGGCUUCUAUAUUACAACGGGCUGCUGCAAAAGAGCAGUUCGAGCACUUCUCCACUGUAUCGUUUGCACCGCCGGCUCCACAUCCACCUGCGCCUUCAGUAGCGGUGCAUCAACAAGCUGGCCAUCAACAAAACCCGCCAUAUCCAGCUCAGUUCAAUGCUUACCCAUAUCCUUAUCCAGGACCGCAGUACCAGGUGGUACAAGUACCUCCACCACAGGUCAAUGAGGCUGAACAUAUUGUUCACGAUCCAUUCAGUUCGGAGCGUAAGGCAUCAAGAACAUCGAACCGCUCUAGGAACAUGUCUGUGUUUUGCGAUCCACUCCAAGCGCCUCCGCCUGCCUCACCAACGGGGUCAAUUGUGCACCGCUCUUCAGCAUCUGGUCAUGAGAUUGGUGUGCAUUCCCCUGGUGUGUCCUCUGUGCCUCACUUUCAGCUACCUUUUGGUCAUCGUCCAGGCUCGCCAGAUCAGUAUGGUCAACCGCCACUUCAACAGCAGCAUCAGCAACAACCACAACAACAGCCUCAUCAUCUUCAACAACAUCAGCAGUACCAGCACCAGCACCAGCAAGCGCUAUUGGCAUCACCGAGGGCUCCAUACUCAAGGGACCAAAGGCCAGGUUCGUUACCAGGCCACAGCACCUCCUUGAGAAAUGAAAUAGUCACUCGCAAGAGACACUCGUCAAACGACGCUAGUGAUUUCCGGACUGACAUGUUGAAUCCUCCAAGGAGUGUUCCAUCACAGGGGGAAGGUGGCCAAAUUCUGGGGCCAAAGAGGUCAAGCAGUGGCUCAAGCCUUAACUUGUACGGUAAACCGGUUGUUGACUAUGUGUCUAGCCAACAACACUCACAAAAGGACCCAAAUACGAAUCCGUAUGGCGUACACUCUCUUCUAAAUCCAGAGAGACGGGAUAGUGUAUCGGUUAACGAUCAGCCUCCGUUACAGAAGAAAGCUCGGAAUCUUUAGAGGUGAACUACAACGUUGAGGUGCUUCCUCAGCUAAUACACCAAACUCCUAUCCCACAGUGCACCAAGCUUAUGUUUAUUGUAGUCCAACUAUAUUGAAAGCAUAGUGUAAUCCACUAGUGUCAAAGUGUUUGAUCAAAACCUUCUUUCCUCUUGGAUUUGGAAUCGAUACGAUCACACCGUCAACGCAGGUAAAGGUCCUGUCCUCAUUGUCCUCCAUAAUUUCAAUAACAGCUGUGCUUCCCUGGUCUACUGGCUUGUACUCUGUCAACGUGUUUUCAAUAUGAGCACCGUUGAAGUAAGGUUGCGUAACCACUUUUGUCAAUUCAUCCUUUGUCUGAUCCGCAAAGCUCACAUAGUACAAUUCUGGGCUUGCCAAUUGCGACCUUGGGGAAAUACGGUAAGCCUUCUCCAAAUAUGGUGUAGCGACGAAAUCGAUAUAAGCAUGUUGCUCACGAGCUGUGAAAGGCUCGACUUCACCAUUUGGCCUCUUUA